AUGUCUUGGUUCAAGAGGGAUAAGACUGUCAUCCCACCUGUCACAGACAACUCCCAUGACUACAAUUCCCGCUUCGAUAGAAACACUGGUGGGACGCAACCAGCUCCCAACCAGUCCGACCCUAGGCAAAACUACUAUCGACCUUCCAAUGCUACCUACAAUGCCUCCCGCGACCGUGAUCUCUACUCGACACCCGCUGCACCUCCACCAUCCAAUGACCCCUAUGCUCGCAGACAGAUCGGCCUGGAUCCGUACAAGUUGAAGGGUCGCCACCCUGGUGGUGUAGAUCAAGACCGAGCUGAGCUAUUCGAUGGCUAUGAUCCGAAGGCUCAGGCUGCCCGUGAAAGGAAUCGCUUUCGGGAUAUCACCUCGGGUGACGACGACAUCACCGCUGGGGAUGAGCAGACUCAGACCCAGAUGGACUCGGAAGAAGAGGUCGAGGCGAUCAAGAAAGAUAUCAGGUGGACGAAGCAGGAGACUGUGGGAUCCUCCCGUAACGCUUUGCGACUGGCUCGGGAGGCUGAGGAGACCGCAAGGAACACCUUGCUGAAGCUGGGCGAUCAAUCUGGCAUGUGGCCCUGGUCCAAGCUCGCUGAUACUGAGCGCCACCUUGAUAUCGCGAAAGCGCACACUAACAGGGCCGAAGAUGCUACGAAUGAGCUCAAACAGCUUAACCGCUCCAUAUUCCGCCCCGUCAUCACCUGGGAUAAGAAGGGGAAGCGUGCGGCAGAGCAAGCACGCAUGGAAGCCCGCCAUGACGAUGAGCGGUCAGAACGUGAGAAGGCGAUGGCGGACGUCCGCGAAACCCAGAACCGUAUCGGCAAGGCAUCCACGUACGGCAUGUCGACCGAAGACGAGAUUCAGAGGAAGGCCAAUCGCAUCCGGGGCGAAGGACGGAAGCGCUAUCAGUUCGAGGCGACUGAGAGCGACGACGAGCUCGAAGAUGAACUUGAUGACAACUUGGGUGAGAUUGGCGAAGUGGCAAAGCGGCUCAAAGCGAUUGCGAUGGCACAAGGCGAGGAGAUUGACGACCAAAUCAUUCGCGUCAAGAACUUGGAAGACAAGACGGGCUCACUGACAGGAAAGAUUGAUCGUGGCACGGACAGGCUGAAGAGGAUCAAAUGA
Molecule: messenger RNA, 1125 nt
Organism: Dacryopinax primogenitus
Lineage: Eukaryota; Fungi; Basidiomycota; Dacrymycetes; Dacrymycetales; Dacrymycetaceae
Exons: 2
Coding region: 1-1125 (374 amino acids)
Biological process (GO): vesicle fusion; exocytosis
Cellular component (GO): SNARE complex; plasma membrane
Molecular function (GO): syntaxin binding; SNAP receptor activity
Source: RefSeq, a predicted model, not a curated record